Messenger RNA from Cucurbita moschata (crookneck pumpkin), 2755 nucleotides. RefSeq names its product influenza virus NS1A-binding protein homolog. Gene Ontology annotation, molecular function: protein binding. The transcript is spliced from 11 exons. NCBI's taxonomy places the organism in Eukaryota, Viridiplantae, Streptophyta, Magnoliopsida, Cucurbitales, Cucurbitaceae. Gene Ontology annotation, biological process: response to endoplasmic reticulum stress. The record is from RefSeq and is a predicted model, not a curated record. Bases 315 to 2306 code for a protein of 663 amino acids.
CUCUCUCUCUCUCUCUCUCUCUCUCUCUCUCUCUCGCGACUGUGAGAGAGUUAGCGAAAGAGUUAACAGGGAACUUCAUUAUCAUGAUGUGAGGAUUUUCAUUUUAGAUCUCGUGAAGGAAGAGUUACCAGAUAUUGAGACCUCUAUCUGAAUCCAUCUCCGUGAAAACUUAGUUUGUUCAAUCGGCGAGUUCUUCAUUUGAAUCGGUCGACUGCGGUGAAAGGAUGACACGUGUCUUUGGUUACAAGCAUUAUAUUUCUUCAGUUUAUGAUUUUCACUAGAUUUUUUUUUUCUUCACUUCUCCAUAUGGAAGAAUGAAUACAGGACAGAGAGCUCUAAAGUUCAAAGCUGGAUCUUCUUCUCGAUUGGAUGCUGGUGAAGUGUACAGAAAUUUGAGCAAGUGUCACCUUGGAAGCGUAAUAUUUGGUUGCACGAACAGCACCAUAAAGGAAUGUCUUUCUAACCAGCUUUUUGGCUUGCCUUCUCAACACUUUUCAUAUGUGAAGAACAUUGAUCCUGGUUUGCCUUUGUUUCUAUUCAACUAUAGCGAGAGAAAGUUGAAUGGUAUCUUUGAGGCGGCUAGUUCAGGACAGAUAAAUAUUAAUCCAUAUGGGUGGACUACUGAUGGUUCAGAGAGAACACUAUAUCCAGCUCAGGUUCAAAUUCUUGUUCGGAAGCUGUGCCAACCUUUGUUAGAAAAUCAGUUCAAGCCUAUAAUUAAGGACAACUAUUAUAGCCCCAAUCAUUUCUGGUUUGAGCUUGACCAUGCUCAGACAAAUAAGUUGAUUUCUUUAUUAUCAUCUCAAGCAAUGACUCUACAUGUACCACAAUUUACAACGAACUGCAAACCUUGUUGUACAGUCCUCCCCUCCUUGGAAUCAAGGGAUGAAGGUGAAAAGAUCAAAUCACAAAUUAUGGAGGAGCACUUUGACCUGGAAAGUCAAGUAGUGGACGCCGUAGAUGUUACUUCCUCAUUAGAUGCAGGGAAUAGUGCACUUGGAGCUCAUUGUUAUGCAAAUGAAUCCGAUGAAGAGGUGAAGUGCCGAAUAUUGCAUAAACUACAACAAUUUGCUAUAAAGCAUCAUGAAAGUCCAAUGUUGCCUUUAACAAGUGAUAUGAAUCAUACUACCAUUAAUAAGGGCAAUAAUUUGGUGAAUAAUGGUAGUUCCGGUGAACCAAUAAAGUCCAAAGAGAGCGAUGAAGAGGACUUUGGUACUUUGACUGGACUUCAGUCUCCAAUUGCUAAGUUGGUUCAAGAGCUACAAGAGCUUAAGGAAUCUAAUGCAGAACAAGCUAGGAGAAUAGUUUUCUUGGAGGAAAAGCUGUUGGCGGCAGAAGGUGAAAUCCAGGAGUUGAAGGGUCGUAUAACGUCGAAUAAUUUGCCAAACUCAAAUGCAGUAGAAGCAAAGAGGGUAGUGGUGGAGGAACAAUUGGAAGACUUGUGUUUGGAUCCUGAUGAAUCCAUUUUUCUUAUUGGAGGAUAUGAUGGUGCAUCACACUUGUCAACUUUGGAAUUGUAUGACCCUUCUAGCGAUAUGAUUAAAUCACUUCGCCCGAUGAGCUCUGUACGUGCAUAUGCUUCUGUUGCAUGGUUGAAUAGUCAGCUUUAUGUUUUUGGUGGUGGUAAUGGUUGUGCAUGGUAUAACACAGUUGAAUCAUAUAACCUGGAGACCGAUCAGUGGACCUUGUGCCCUUCUUUAAAUCUGGCAAAGGGAAGCCUCGGAGGAGUUAGCAUUGGUAACAAAUUAUUUGCUAUUGGUGGUGGAAAUGGUAUUGAGUCGUUCUCAGAUGUUGAAAUGCUUGACAUGGAUCUUGGACGAUGGAUUUGUACAAGGUCAAUGCUACAAAGGCGAUUUGCCGUUGCUGCAGUGGAGCUCAAUGGCGUACUUUAUGCAACAGGGGGGUUUGAUGGUAAUGACUAUAUGAGGUCUGCUGAAAGGUUUGACAUCAGAGAACAUUCAUGGACUCAAAUCCCUAAUAUGAAUGCAAAGCGAGGAUGUCAUUCAUUGGUGACUUUGAACGAGAAACUUUAUGCUGUUGGGGGAUUUGAUGGAGAUUCCAUGGUUUCGAGCGUUGAAGUAUAUGAUCCACGUAUGGAAUCGUGGAUCGUUGGGGAACCCAUGAAUAAGACGCGAGGAUAUGCGGCAGCUGGAGUCAUCAAUGAAUCCAUAUACAUAAUUGGAGGUGUGUUAAUUGAUGACAAAAUUUUGAACACGGUUGAGAGUUAUAAAGAAGGGUGCGGCUGGCAGGAAAAGACGUCCAGGGUUCUAAGGAAAAGGUGUUUCCAAUCGGCUAUCGUUCGCUGAGCGUGAGAAGAGGCUCCCACCUGCACGUAGUUGGUAUGUUGGUAUGUUGGUAUGUUGGUAAUAUCCAUAGCUGCAAUGGUUUCCUUUUGAAUAGCAAAGAGGCAUAAACUCCCAACUUUUCAACAUCGGUAGUCAAAAUCUCAAAAAUCUAUUGAAAACACAAAAGUAAAAACAAGCCUAGUUGACUCAAAAGGAGGGUUAGAAACUUAUAAUUUCACCUAAUGAUGUUUUUUUUUUCCACAAAAAAAAUCACCUUUUUACUUCUGACAUUUUUCACCAUUUCCUCAAAUUUUUGUGUUUUUUCAAAUGAUUUCGAAAAUUGUCUAAUUAAAGGCCCUUUUUUAAAAAAUAUUUUCAAUAAAAGUUUUUAAAUCACCCUAUUUAGAAAAUAUUUGUUAAACUAUAAGUUUUGUUUGAACUUUGAUUUUGUGAAUUUUAAAUAGUAUCAA